GGAAGUCUGCCGUGCGCUGAUUGGCUGGAUGGACUGUCACAACCGCUCCCUCCCGUCCGCGCGCACGAGCGUGCGUCGCCGCCCUCCUGCAGUUUGUUUCAGUGUGAGCUUACAGACAUGGCUGCGCUCAGUAAAAUACCACACAGCUGCUAUGAGGUCGGUCAUACGUGGAACCCAUCGUGUGUACAUUCUGCUCUGGAUAUUACCAGGGGCGCUCUGGAGGUGUCCUUCAAAAUAUAUGCUCCUCUGUACCUGAUAGCAGCAGUACUACGGAGAAGAAAGAAGGAUUAUUAUUUAAAAAAGCUUCUCCCUGAGAUCCUGUGGUCUACCUCUUUCCUAACUGCCAAUGGAAGUCUCUUCAUCGUUUUCUUCUGCAUUCUAAGGAAACUAUUUGGAGGAUUCUACUCUUGGUCUGGGGGGUUUGGAGCAGCAGUGCCUGCCUCCUACCUUGCCAUCCUCCUUGAGCGCAAAAGCAGGAGAGGGCUGCUGACAAUUUACAUGGCAAAUCUCGCCAGUGAGACAUUGUUUCGCAUGGCAGUGACCCGAGGUAUCGUCAAGCCCAUCAAACAUGGCGAGGUGCUUCUGUUCUGUAUAACAGCAUCAGCCUUCAUGUACCUCUUCAGGAGUAAUGAUGGUCUGAAAGGCUUUGCAUUUUCUGCACUGAAGUUUAUCAUCGGAAAGGAAGAGAUUCCGACUCAUUCUGCUCAGGCAGAACUUGUUGGAACGCGGCACUCCGAGAGGCCAGCUGCAAUAGAGCCUGAGCACUCACAAGCAUCACCAGAAAGGCCCAGCACCGGGAGGAAAUCCCUGAUAGCCUACACCAGGGAACUGCUAGAAUCAAUAUGCAGACAUGGUCCAAGACACAGAUGUUGUAAACAUCACCAGGACAACUGCAUCUCCUACUGUAUUAAAGGAUUUGUCAGGAUGUUCAGUAUCGGCUAUCUCAUCCAGUGUUGCCUCAAAGUGCCUUCGGCAUUCAGACAGAUGUUCUCUAAACCCUCACGGCUCCCUUCCGUCUUCUACAGCAAAGAAAACUUUCAACUCGGUGCCUUUUUAGGCUCCUUUGUCAGUAUAUAUAAGGGAACAAGCUGCUUGCUCCGCUGGGUGCGGGACAUCGAUGAUGAACUUCAUGGCCUAAUAGCUGGCUUUCUGGCUGGUAUCUCAAUGUUCUUCUACAAAAGCACAUCAAUAACCAUGUAUCUCUUCUCAAAACUGGUGGAGACUAUGUACUUCAAGGGUAUUGAAGCAGGCCGUUUCCCUUACUUUCCACAUGCUGACACCUUCAUUUAUGCCAUCUCCACAGCUAUCUGUUUCCAUGCUGCUGUGAUGGAGGUGCAGAACCUCAGGCCUGCGUACUGGAAGUUCCUUCUGCGUUUAACAAAGGGCAGAUUUGCUCUCAUGAACCGAGAGUUGCUUGAUGCAUUUGGGACGCAGGCAUCCAGGGACUUUAAAGGCUUUGUUCCCAAACUGGACCCUCGUUACACCACAGUGCCCUGUAGAACUACGCUUCUGCCCGGAGGUGAUAUCCAGCUUGGAUGAAUAAGGACUCUGCUCUUUGGGGAGACUAUAAGGGUUACCUCAGAGGAAAAUGAUGACAUGGCUGUUCAUUCAGAGUAGCACAAGGAUUGUCAAAAGGUCCUAUAACAGUUUAGAAGUUGUGUGGUUGUGUUAUAAUGUAGGUAAAGCUUUGAAUGCAACAGGAACAUAUGAUUUGUCCUAAAGCAAGGAGUCUUGACUUUAAUUGUGGAGUAGACAAAGACUACACAGUCUUGGCAAGCAGUAAAAGAAAAACAAACAGAUGCAGAAUUUGAUAUAAAACAUCUUGAUUUAUUAAAUAAUAAAUAUGAGGAUGGCGGUAAUCUCGAAAAGGAGCAAAAAAAGAAAAUGCUGCCCUCCUUUCUUCUUUCCUUUCUCUAUCCUAAUACAGUUUAUGUGUUUCCGCUGCACAACAUAAACUUGAAACUCAUCUCACAGCAGCCUUGAGUCUUUGGCUCUGGAGAACAGAAGGCUAAAUUCUGAACUACUUUUACAUGUUUUAUUCCUUUUUUUAAGACUCAGAAUAUAAUGCAACCACAUUCCUUUUAUCCAUUGGUUAUAGCAGCCUGGGUGUGUAUUUGCUGAAUCCUUUAUUUUAUUAGCUGCAUUCAGAUCAGUGAGUUGAACCAUAGACUGUGAAUAAAAGAUGGACAAAUAUAUCAUGACAUCAGCCAUUAAUUUGAGAAGCUUAUUUUUUUUUGGUGCCUCAAAUUCAGCAUUUUAUCUUGUGAUCUUUCAGAGAUGCUUUGGGGCCAGUAUCUAGUAUUCAGUGUAAGGUGGUUUGUUUUUAGACAGCUGGAGACUGUGUUCUUCUUUACUAACAGCUUUUUGGUGAAACUCACCAAAUGAAUUGAUGUGGAAGCUCAUCAUCCCGAACUUUUGACUCUAAUUCAAAAGAAUUUCAGAUUACAUGGUAAUUGCUAUUUUCCAACUUGUAUUUAAGUUGACAGGUAUAACUAAUGGUGUAUAUACCUUUGUAGCCUUAUGAAAUAUUUUAUGCAAAAUGACAAUGGGAGAUGAAUUUAGAUUUUAUUCUGUGAGGUAAAAUGCAGAGAAGUUAUUUUAUUUACUUCAGUAUUUGAGUAUUGUGAUUUACUUUGACUCUAUGGCCUUCAAUAAAGCAAAAGGACAUACAGGCAGGCAGUGUAUAGCGGACAAAUCAGUUUGUGGAUUAGUUUGACUUAAAUGAUCUUUUUUUUUAUAAAGCCAGCACUGGGAAAAUCUGUCAUUUCACCCUGUGAAUCUAUAUUUGUUUACUUGUGAAAGGCACAAAGAAUAUCACUUGCACAUGAAAGUGGAUGAAACCUAUUUGAAUGAGGAAAUCAGCUGAACAUUCAGAGCACUAACCUGUUUAUUUUAAAACAUUUGUACAAUUUACAGAAAGAUUAAGAUGUGUUAAUGUUUAAUAUGAAACCGUAUUUCUGACAGCUGAAGAGAUUAUUUUGUAAGCGAACUUUGGCAGUGCUGAAAACAUGGGAGAAAAAUUGUGUUUCUCAUUUGAAUUUAACCUAACCAGAAAAUCCAAGUUGAACUUCAAUGUAAACAUGAUGAUGGGACGAUGAUAAAGAAUUGGGUGCCACACAGAAGCAUUUACAUGCCUUUAGUUUUAAUAAAAAUCACAUUGCAAUCGACUUUUGUUUGUGGUUUUAAAAGUCAGAGAAACAGGAUGUCUGCUACGAAAGAAAAAGGAUUAAUGAAAACUUAACUAUGAUACCUAUCUAAAUGGACUUCAUAGCUGGCAAAUUCUGCACACAUACCAGAGUUAUGUUAGCUGCCAGGCUGUUUUUAAAGUGCUACACACACAUUGACAAUUAAGCUUCAGACUUCCUUUCAUACCAACAACCAGGAUUGCACAUUUAGAAAUAUGUGUUUAAAGAAGAGGUUUUACCUGAGUGAUAUGUUACCUGAUGUGAUGUACUUAUUUUUAGUAGUUAUGUACAGAUGGUUCACAUUGAAACAUUUUUUCACUCAAAUGUGGGACUUGACUUCAGAGAACGAGGAGUCCUUGCUAAAGUUCACUUUGUAGCCGAAUGUACAAACUUAUGGCACAAAAGAUUACUGCUCCUUAAACUAUCCUUUGAGCUGGUCUGUCAUUUCAAAGCCUGAUGAUCUGAGGUAGCAGUAAUAAAAGUAACAUGAUUCAGAGCACGAUAUUAUACAUUUUAUGCCACCGGUGCACAAAAGCUGUUGAUAUUUAUGCUUUCCGAACUUUAUUAAGUUAAUAGUAAAAAAAUAUUACAACUUACAGAAAAUACAAACGUAAUUUACAUUCUUAUUAUGUUCAUUUUUCUCUGAGAUUGGUGUUUGUAUCGAA
This is a messenger RNA of Menidia menidia (Atlantic silverside), 3850 nucleotides long. The record is from the annotation of a GenBank genome assembly. Lineage: Eukaryota; Metazoa; Chordata; Actinopteri; Atheriniformes; Atherinopsidae.